This is a messenger RNA of Ogataea philodendri, 1191 nucleotides long. RefSeq lists its product as uncharacterized. Gene Ontology annotation, cellular component: nucleus; cytoplasm. Gene Ontology annotation, molecular function: protein arginine N5-methyltransferase activity. The coding region runs from base 1 to 1191 and encodes 396 amino acids. The record is from RefSeq and is a predicted model, not a curated record. Gene Ontology annotation, biological process: peptidyl-arginine methylation. The transcript has a single exon. Lineage: Eukaryota; Fungi; Ascomycota; Pichiomycetes; Pichiales; Pichiaceae.
AUGUCUGAACUACACGAGCUGUGUGCACUGCCACGGCCAAUCACACCUGACCAUCUGGUGAAACUGAAGGAGUAUCUGUCUGCUGGAAUCCCAGCAACGUACACUUUGGAAGAGGUGGACCAGUUUGAGCGCGGAGUGGAGGAAGAACUCAGUUCCACCACUACUCCCUUGCAUAUUAUCUGCGAGAACGUUGCGGAGGACUUCACGGACGAGGAGACGCAGAUUGUGGAACAGAUGAUUGACGAGCUUUUCCUGAACGGUGCGGGCUGGUGUCUGGUGAGCUCGAAGAACGAAACACCGGGAUGUGUGCUGGAUAGACGUGGGUUCCGUGGAUCCAAAUAUUGGGAGCAGAUUGUUGCUGCUGGUGUUCGUGCCGAGGUUUUCCUGCGCCAUAUGGAGUCGAAUGUGGAGUUCAUUGACGAGGACGAGAUUGACGGAUUUGAGGAGGAACAGGUUGCCGGUACGGUAGAAGAGGAGAAGAAAGAAGAGUACGAUCCUGCUGGUGAUAAUGCCACCUUUUUGCAGAGCAAGCUGGAAUACACCGAUGACGCAUUACUGACAGACAGAAAGGACGGUGUGAUGAUGCAGUGGGAGGACAAGCUCAUGAAGGCGGGAUGCGACAGUCUGUUCAAGAGCGCAGAGGACCCGGACAACGUGGUGGUUCUCAACAUUGGAUUUGGUAUGGGUAUAAUAGACACCAUGAUCCAGGAGAAAAAACCAAAGAAACACUACAUCUGCGAGGCUCAUCCGGACGUGCUCGCAAAGAUGGAGAGAGACGGGUGGUUUAAGAAAGAAGGCGUGGUGGUCUUGAAAGGAAGGUGGCAGGAAACGUUGCCACCACUUCUUAGUCAGGGUGUUUUCUUUGACGGGAUAUAUUUCGACACUUUCAGCGAACAAUACUCCGACAUGCUGGAACUAUACGACAUAAUAGUUGGUCUUCUAAAGCCGGAAGGUGUGUUUUCGUUCUUCAACGGUCUGGGCGCUGAUAGACUGGUGUGCUACGAGGUGUACAAACGGGUGGUUGAUCUGGACCUGAACAACUACGGACUUGGCGUGGAGUACACGCAGUUGGACGUGCCACAGACGACCAAGCCCGAGGCGGAGGGUUCGGUCUGGAAUGGCAUCUACAGACCGUACUGGACGUGUCCCGUUUACUACCACCCAGAGGUGCGCUUCAUGACGACGGUGUAA